AUUCGAAAAUGGAACUGACCCCUAUGGGCAUAUUCACAGCAUGGCUAGGAGUAUUUUCAAUAUCAUUUACAUUAAUGCCUUUUAUCUUUUCCUAAACCCCAGGGACUGCGAUCUCUAUGGCUUUGAAAACUUCGUUUACAAUUGUGUUUUGAUGUUCUAUUUUUAUAGUAUGAUGGUGCUUGACUGGCGCCGUCGUGGAACAGCUGAUGGCUUUUCGUCUGUGAACUUUGUGCUUCCUAUGCUUAUGUAAGU
Strongylus vulgaris is the source of this 252-nucleotide messenger RNA. NCBI's taxonomy places the organism in Eukaryota, Metazoa, Nematoda, Chromadorea, Rhabditida, Strongylidae. The record is from the annotation of a GenBank genome assembly.